AUGGAGAAAGACGCCCCAACCACGGCGCCCCAGGCCGCCGGCAGCAGCUGGACCGCCUUCCUCAAGUCCAUCGCCUCCUUCAACGGCGACCUGUCCAGCCUGACCGCCCCGCCCUUCAUCCUCUCCGCGACCAGCCUGACCGAGUUCAGCUCCUACUGGGCCGAGCACCCCUCCGUCUUCGCCGCCCCGGCCAAGGAGGCCGACCCCGCCCGCCGCGCCAUGCUCGUCCUCAAGUGGUUCCUCACCACCCUCAAGCAGCAGUACGCCAGCCGCAGCGAGCAGUACGGCAACGAGAAGAAGCCCCUCAACCCUUUCUUGGGAGAGCUGUUCCUCGGCAAGUGGGAGGACGACGCGGGCACCACGGAGCUCAUCAGCGAGCAGGUUAGCCACCACCCGCCCGCCACGGCCUACAGCAUCACCAACCUCCCCACCGGCGUCCACCUCGAGGGCUACAACGCCCAAAAGGCCACCUUCAAGAGCACCAUCCAGAUCAAGCAGAUUGGCCACGCCGUCCUGACCGUGCCGGUGCCCGGCUCCGACACCAAAGAAACCUUCCUCAUCACCCUGCCCUCGCUGCACAUCGAAGGCCUCAUCUUCGGCGCCCCCUUCAUCGAGCUCGACGGCGCCUCCUACAUCACCUCGUCGUCCGGGUUCACGGCCAAGAUCGACUACAGCGGCAAGGGCUGGCUCAGCGGCAAGAAGAACUCGUUCACGGCCGUCCUGUACCUGACGGGCAAGGAGAAGGACGUGCUGUUCAACGUCUCGGGCCAGUGGACUAAGGCCUUCGAGAUCCACUCGGGCCCGGCCAAGGGCAACAAGCCCGCCAACCUCGUCGAGUCGUUCGACGGCAACGCCGCGCCCGUCAGCGAGCUCGUCGUCGCGCCCGCCGACAGGCAGCACCCGCUCGAGUCGCGCCGCGCGUGGGCCGCCGUCGGCCGGGGCGUCGCGGCGGGGGACCUCGACCUCGUGAGCGUCGAGAAGGGCAAGAUCGAGAGCGCGCAGCGCGAGGCGCGCGCGCGCGAGCGGGCCGAGGGCACGGCCUGGCAGCGGAGGUACUUUACUGCGCGCGCGGACGAGGACCCCGAGGACGACGAGGUGCUCAAGAGCUUGGGCCCCGCCGUGGGCGUCCCCGAGCACGGCGACGCGGACAAGACGGGCGGGCUCUGGAGGUUCGACUGGGCCAAGUACGAGCGCGUCAAGGCGGAGCCCGAGCUGAGCGCCGACGAGGCGGCCAAGAUGGCCAAGGAGCUUCUGGGACAGUGA
Thyridium curvatum is the source of this 1263-nucleotide messenger RNA. RefSeq lists its product as uncharacterized. NCBI's taxonomy places the organism in Eukaryota, Fungi, Ascomycota, Sordariomycetes, Thyridiales, Thyridiaceae. The record is from RefSeq and is a predicted model, not a curated record. Gene Ontology annotation, biological process: maintenance of cell polarity; exocytosis; piecemeal microautophagy of the nucleus. The coding region runs from base 1 to 1263 and encodes 420 amino acids. The transcript is spliced from 3 exons. Gene Ontology annotation, molecular function: oxysterol binding. Gene Ontology annotation, cellular component: intracellular membrane-bounded organelle; membrane; cytosol.